AUUCCCAGCCUGCAGUUGCUCCACAAGUUCUGAGAACUGCACUGGGGCCUACCUUGCCCCACUCAGCUCCACCCCACCCCACCCUCCCGAUCCCUUAAGACAGAGCUCCCCAGGGCGAAGUGCGGUCCAGUGACAGAAAAAGUCCUCAGCUGGUGGGCGUUGUGGCCACGCAUGGACACCCAACCACACAAAAGGAAGACUUUUGUCCCCUUCUUGUCAUUCUGAACGACUGAGAACCCCAGAGUCCUGGCUCCAUCAUUACACAGGAAGCUGAGGACUUCCUCCUACUCUGUUGAGACCUUGAACCUUGAACACAAAGACUCUAAACGCUCUAGAAACAAAGACUCUGUGGACAAAGCUCCUUGACGCCAGAAGCCCACUGCCCUUAAUAGCAAAGGAAUUCAGAAACCAUCUUCCUGAACCUGUGAGAGAAGCCAGGAUGGAAAACACCACCUCCCCCCAAAACUAUGAUGUGACCACAGAAUAUGACUAUGGGGCUGCAACCCCAUGCAAGAAAGAUGACUUGAGAGCUUUUGGGGCUCAGCUGAUGCCCCCAUUGUACUCCCUGGUAUUUGUCGUUGGCCUGGUCGGCAACAUCCUGGUGGUCCUGGUCCUCAUGCAAUACAAGAGGCUCAAGAGCAUGACCAGCAUCUACCUUCUGAACUUGGCCUUCUCUGACCUGCUCUUCCUCUUCACGUUGCCCUUCUGGAUUGACUACAGCCUGAAGGAUAAUUGGGUGUUCGGCAAUGGCAUGUGCAAGCUGCUGUCGGGGUUUUAUUACGUAGGCCUGUACAGCGAGAUCUUUUUCAUCAUCCUGCUGACCAUCGACAGGUACCUGGCCAUCGUCCACGCCGUGUUUGCGCUGCGGACCAGGACCGUCACUUUUGGUAUCAUCACCAGCAGCAUCACCUGGGUCCUGGCCAUCCUGGCUGCCAUCCCGGGCUUUCACUUUGCUAAGACACAGCAGGAGUUCACUGGUUAUACCUGUAGCCUUCACUUCCCUCAAGAACAACUACAACAGUGGAGACGGUUCCAGGCUCUGAAGCUGAACAUCCUGGGGCUGAUUUUGCCUCUGGCGGUCAUGAUCGUGUGCUACGCGGGGAUUAUCAACAUCCUGCUCAAGCGGCCCAAUGAGAAGAAGGCCAAGGCCGUCCGUCUGAUUUUUGUCAUCAUGCUCAUCUUCUUUCUCUUUUGGACGCCCUUCAAUCUGAGUAUGUUUUUUUUUGCUUUCCAAGAUGUCAUAUUGUCCAAUCAGUGCGUGCAGAGCAAACAGCUGGACGUGGCCGUACAGGUGACAGAGAUGAUUGCCUACACGCAUUGCUGCAUCAACCCCAUCAUCUACGUCUUUGUCGGCCAGAGGUUCCGCAAGUACCUGCGCCAGUUGUUCCACCGGCUCCUGGCCAUGCCCGUGGUGAAAUGGCUCCCUGCCUUCCGUACUGACAGGCUGGAGAGGGCCAGCUCCAUGUCUCCCUCCACGGGGGAGCACGAACUCUCUAAUGGGUUCUGACUUAGGCCCUGGCAAGAGUGACCUGCCAGGCACACUGGCUGCAGAGGAGGCAGCUCAGAGUCUGACCACUGGUGCAGCGUGGACCAGAUGCCCCUGCCCCCCGCCGGGGGUGAGGUCUAGACUAAAUCACUUCUGGGACUUGAGUCUUCUCCGUAAACUUCUCCCUGGAGAUGAGUGAGUGAACUGGGACAUUCCAGAAGGUGGGACAAAGGGUGAUGGUGAAGGUCUUGGGCCCCAAACAGGGUUGCAGAUUUGUGAACAUUAACACUUGCAACCAAAGCCACUGAGCAGCCCCCAUCUUCUCCCCCACCACCAAUGAACUUGGAAAUAGUGAUUUCAGCAGUUGACUUGGCCCACAGCUGGGAGCUAGCAGCUGCUGCUGCUCCCUGCCCCUGCAUAAUCCUCGAUUGCAGGGUUUAGGCUCUUGGAAACCUUGAGGAAUAAGGGACUCAUGACCUUGAGACCUAGCAAGGAAUAGGAAUAGGGAACUGCUAUUGGCAGCGGAAUUUCCCUUAGAGAAAAUUCUUCUAUUCACCAAAAGCAAACCACUCAGGCAGUGGGUUAGACAAAGGCUGUGUGUAUAAUGUGUGGUACUUCUGGAAACAGCCUCAGAAGGAAGGGAAUUGUUAUUCCCGUGACCAUUCCUUUCUUUCUGAAUAUUUUCACAAUCUCCCAUCCCUGGCAGUCAGGCGAUGCAGCAGGAAAUUCUGAUGGCUUUAUUGCAGAAGUUAUCAAGGGGGCAGGGGAGACAGGGUUGAUUUUCUUCCUCUGGUUCUCUGGUUCCACGGACCAGAGCCCUGGCUACCACCUUGCACCCAUCCUCAGAAAACUGACCAGUGCACCAGCUGACAGCGUCUGCGGCUGGAACAGAGGAGAACGUGGACCAGGCAGGUGGGCUGGGGACUCUGCCUUGAUGUAGGAGGUGGAGAAGGCUCUUCCCUCAAAGAAACGUAUUUACCCUAAACGUCUCUAACACUUCAUCUCCCAGCAAAGCCCUCCUAUUUUUCAUGUCUCUGUUCUCUUGUUCUUCAGACUUAGAUUUCCUUAAAACUCAGUUUCCCAGGAGCAAAAACUAUUUCUAAAAAUGCUUAAAAACACUUAGGGAAAAAAACCCCAGACAUCAAGACCACCCAUAAGUCCUACUACCCCAAGGCAGCCACUGUAUAUUUUUGAUGUGCUUUCUUUUGGCUUGUAUCUUCUCUUUGUGCAUGUUUAUGACUGUAACCAAGAUGGACUUCUGUACCCCCUACUCACUUCUGGACCCCCCUUCUGCCCUUGUUGAUUUUAAGUAGUAGUAUGUCUGAUCCCUCUUCCAGGUCAAUACAUUAUUUCAAAGCA
Molecule: messenger RNA, 2845 nt
Organism: Artibeus jamaicensis (Jamaican fruit-eating bat)
Lineage: Eukaryota; Metazoa; Chordata; Mammalia; Chiroptera; Phyllostomidae
Gene: CCR1
Product: C-C motif chemokine receptor 1
Exons: 2
Coding region: 440-1507 (355 amino acids)
Biological process (GO): immune response; chemotaxis; G protein-coupled receptor signaling pathway
Cellular component (GO): cytoplasm; membrane
Molecular function (GO): chemokine (C-C motif) ligand 5 binding; C-C chemokine receptor activity; chemokine (C-C motif) ligand 7 binding
Source: RefSeq, a predicted model, not a curated record